This is a messenger RNA of Syngnathoides biaculeatus (alligator pipefish), 2871 nucleotides long. RefSeq names its product PAT1 homolog 1, processing body mRNA decay factor (gene patl1). The coding region runs from base 125 to 2599 and encodes 824 amino acids. Gene Ontology annotation, biological process: deadenylation-dependent decapping of nuclear-transcribed mRNA; P-body assembly. Gene Ontology annotation, molecular function: RNA binding. The transcript has 20 exons. NCBI's taxonomy places the organism in Eukaryota, Metazoa, Chordata, Actinopteri, Syngnathiformes, Syngnathidae. Gene Ontology annotation, cellular component: P-body. The record is from RefSeq and is a predicted model, not a curated record.
GCCCAAUCAACGAAUGCGUGCUCGUUACGUCAUUUUCUAACCCAAGUUCACGAGAACGUAACAGAUGCGUCACAUGCGCGCUGUUCCACUGUUGUUGCGUCUCUCUACUGAAAUCCGAGGAUAGAUGUUUCGAUUUCAGUCACUGGAUGACGACUGUACAUUGGAGGAGGAAGUUGACGGAUUAGUAGAAGAAGAAGAUGAAAUUGAUCAGUUUAACGAUGACACCUUUGGAGCUGGAGCUGUUGAUGAUGACUGGCAAGAGGAACAUAAGCGCCUUGCUGAGCUUGAUGAGCGAGAUGAGCUUGGUGAGGGACUUGGGUUGGCAGUGGGGGUGAAAGAUGAAUCAGAAUUGGGUGAUGAUGAGAAUUCAUCGUCCACCUAUGUCACAUCUGGCUGGGGUCAUCUCCCCUUUCAUCCACCUCGUCAUUCAGCCCACCACUCCUCAUCUGGUGUGGAACAAACAGAUUUGGAAGAUGGAAGAAGGGAAAGUGACUUGGCUGAGUCAUUGGCAAGAAUGGUUCUGGAUGCUGACCCAGCUAUUGCUGGAGUUGGAACAGCAGAGAGGCCCAUUUCUUCUCAAAACCAAAGGUCGGGGCAUGACUCAAGGUCUAGAGCCCUACACCAACCUUCCACCAUUUCACAUUCACCUUAUCCCCACCAGCACCCCCAGCAGCACCAACGACCUGCUGCUCCUUCCACUUCAGGCCAUUCUCCAUCAUCAAUGCUUACCUACCAACAGCAGCAGCAUUUACUUCGCUCUCUACCUGGUACCAUUGGCCAGAUGAACUCGCGGAAUAUCUGGGAGAACAGAAUGGGUUUUGGACCAGUCAGUGUAACCCCAGGACUAGUUACACACAUGGAGCUGCCUCUUCAGGAUAGUCCUUUAAUGUCAAUAAUAAAGGAGGUGGGGCUUCCAAAACGUCCAUCAAAGGGGCAGAAUGAUGGCCGGGAUUUGUCAGAAAGGGUUCCACCACCACGGUCUUCUUCACCUGUGAUUGGGUCCCCUCCAGUAAGGGCAAUGCCUAUUGGGACUCCGCCCAAACAACCAAUGGGUCACUCCUUAAAUCAUCAGAUUCAUCAUCCCACUGCAGUUCAUGUGCGAGCCAACAUCCAGCAAAGAUACCCACCUCCUUUCCCUGAACGUCUUUCACCCAACACUCUUCUCAAUUUCUCUAACGCGCCACUUUGUCGUGGACCAUUUCCUCCAGGAAUCAGUCCAGUGCUGUCACAGAUUCAACGGGCCCAGCUUCUCAACUCUCAGGUAGCUGGAGUACCCUGUGGUGGUCCUGUGCCUCCUUUGGUACCAGCUGGGGGUGGUUUCAGACCGUUUUUCAGUGGCCCCCACCCUACACACAGUCAUCGAAUGGCUCCGCUGCAUUCUCAUGGCCACCCCAGCCACAUGCCACCCUUGAGGCACAACGCCACUCACCUCCAUCCUCAACACCGGCGCAUACUUACCCAGCGCAUGCAAAACAGGGGCGGGGACCGAAGCAGAACUGGAGGAGAUUGGCGGAGCAGGGACCCGUAUAGUAACCUGAUGACUCAGAAAGAGAAAGAAUGGGUCACUAAAAUCCAAAUGAUGCAACUUCAAAGUACUGACCCUUUCCUGGAUGACUACUACUAUCAGCACUACUAUGAAAAGAUGGAGAAACGUCAGGAGAAAGAAAGAGACAGCAGUAAAAAAGAACACACGACCAAGCUCAUCACUCCACAAGUUGCCAAGAUUGAACACACCUAUAGACCAGUUCAAUUUGCAGGGUCUCUGGGUAAGUUGACAGUUUCAAGUGUCAACAAUCCACGUAAAAUGAUUGACGCAGUAGUGACCACACGCUCUGAUGAUGAGGAGAAAAGGGAAAAGCAGGUUUGGAAUAAGAGACGGCAGAUUCUGUACACUGUGGAAAAGAUCUACAGUUUGUUGCUUGAGGUUCAAGACUUUGAGAAACGUUAUGUCCAUGCACCAGAGGAGGACAGGGAGUCGUUACUGGAGCAGCACAAAACCAAUACUGUGCAGCUCUGUAACUCUCUACAAGAGAAGGAGUGGGAUGACAGGGUGAGUGAUGAGCGAUGUGUAAUGAUCAUGUCUGUGAGGAAAGGCAAGCGGCUCAUCUCCAGGCUCCUCCCCUACCUACCGACAUCCCAGGCUGCUGCCGUUGUCAUGGCAAUUGCCCGCAACCUUCCAACCCUGGCCAAGAAGGACAAGCAGGACCAGGUGCUGUGCUGGUUAGUGGAGCCAGUCUCUGCUGUAGUCAUCUCCAUGUCGAGCACUGCACUCACAGACCUGCUCCAGGAGCUUCAGGGCAGUGAGGGUCAACUUGUCACAGUACUGCAUAAUAAGUUCGGUGUGACACUGCUCUAUCUGAUCUUGAGUGAAGGAGAGAGAAUGCAAAGCUCCAACCCCAACUGUCAGCUUAUGGAUGACAAUCGAUGGACAGACCUGGUGUUUUCUGUGACCAGGGAGUUGCUCAACAUUCCCUCUUCAUCCCUCUCAUCUCCUCUCUUCACACCUUCAAACCUGCUCACCCUCUUCUCGCGCUUUAUUGACCAUCAGCGCUUGGACUUGUUGCAGGAAAAGCUACAGAUCACUGACUUGUCCAGGUAGAUGGUCAUCAAUCCAACCCCUGUCCUCAACACUUGAUGCAGACCUGUCUGUGUGUACGCUUGACAUAGACUCAUUUUAAAUGAGAGAGAGAGAGAGAGAGAGAGAGAGAGAGAGGAGAGAGAGAGAGAGAGAGAGAGAGAGAGAGAGAGAGAGAGAGAGAGAGAGCCAACUGCUGUUUGAGUGGCGAUGGAAAUUGCAUCUUUUUAAAAUCUUGUUUACAAUUAUGGCUGUGUUGAACCUUCAAAUUAAAAAUGAUUUCUUUUAUGUAAUAA